ACAAACGGCUAGUAAUCUCAUUUUUAAAAUCUCUCUCUCUCUCUCUCAAGAUUCAAAGAAGAAGAAGAAGAAGAAGAAGAAGAAGCAGCAGUCAUUAAGGGAGAAAAUGGAGAUGGAAAAGUUGGAUGCAGAGACGGAGUUUCUUGCGACAAAACAAGAGACGGGUAACGAGUGGGAACUGUUCAAAGAAAAUGUAAGACCCCUGAAAAGAGGCCGAAACGUUGGCCUCUUGAAUCAAGCCCUCAAAUCCCACACAGACUAUCAACUCAAGAAAUCUCUCCUUGACACCCGAAGGAAGUUGAUAGAAGCGAUUGAUGAGUAUAAAGGGGAUGAUCCUCUCUUUCCAUGGAUUCAGUGUAUAAAAUGGGUUCAAGAGGCAUUCCCACCAGGAGGAGACUGCUCAGGCCUCAUACUCAUAUACGAACAAUGCGUGCGUGCUUUUUGGCAUUCCGACCGGUACAAGGAUGAUCUCCGUUACCUCAAAGUUUGGUUAGAAUAUGCUGAAAAUUGUGCUGAUGCAGAAGUCAUUUACAAUUUUCUUGAAGCAAAUGAAAUUGGCAAGUCACAUUCUGCUUAUUACCUAGCAUAUGCUUUGCAUAUGGAAUCCAAGUCUAAGAUGAAAAUUGCAAACGACAUUUUCAAUCUUGGGAUAUCUAGGGAUGCUCAACCAGUAGAGAAAUUGAAGGACGCCUAUAGGAAGUUUCUUAUUAGGUCGAUGAGAAAACCAAAUGUUGUGGAGGACGACUCUGGAGAAAGUCACUUGCCAGUCCGAAGCUUUGGAACUGUCCUGUCCACUGCAGAUAAUCGGAGGCAAAAUAUGGAGAGAUCUGAACUUGCAAGGAAACAAAUGAAGCCAGACAGGACUCAAAAGAUUCCCCUUUCUAUUUUCAAAGACACAACAAGUAUUGACACCAUGCCAGGACAUCAAUCAGGCAAGUCCAAGACAGAUUUGAGUCCUUGGAGCACUCUUGGAGCUCGAGAAGAGAGAGACAAAGAAAAUAGUGCAUUGCCUACCAAAUGGACAACAUACAAGAUUCCUCGGAGACCUGGAGCUAGAACUGGAGGGGUAACUGCAAGCGCCUCCAUUGAAGUGUUUGUUGACGAGGAAUGUACAGAAAUGGAUAGAUCACAUGAUCAUGAUGGCAAGUCUUCGACGUUGAAGCUGAGGCAGGGAGAUGGCCUAGACAUUAAGAACAGGGAAACAGAUCUCUUAAGGGAGAAUCCACUAAGGAACUUUCCUUUGCGCAGCCUUCCUAGGUGAUUGGGCGCAGCACAAUCUAAUAACAGACUUAUUGUUUUACCUUUCUUUCAGUGUUGUAUGAUCUUAAGCGGAUUAGCUUCUAUCUCUGAAGCCCUGAUCCAUAUCUUCCAGUGCCAUAUGAUCUCAGGCAUGGAUGGAUAAUAUCUACAAAUUUGGUUCAAGUCAUUCUGAGAUUUUUAGAUUUUUCUUUGUAACGAAACGACUCUGAAAUUAGUGGUUUGGUGAGCUAGCACAAUUGUGCUAUUGCAUAUGAAA
This is a messenger RNA of Populus trichocarpa (black cottonwood), 1516 nucleotides long. Its product is annotated as mitotic spindle checkpoint protein BUBR1. The record is from RefSeq and is a predicted model, not a curated record. The transcript is spliced from 11 exons. Bases 107 to 1261 code for a protein of 384 amino acids. Gene Ontology annotation, molecular function: protein kinase activity. NCBI's taxonomy places the organism in Eukaryota, Viridiplantae, Streptophyta, Magnoliopsida, Malpighiales, Salicaceae. Gene Ontology annotation, biological process: meiotic sister chromatid cohesion, centromeric; mitotic spindle assembly checkpoint signaling.